Messenger RNA from Dioscorea cayenensis subsp. rotundata (Guinea yam), 1649 nucleotides. RefSeq names its product putative ETHYLENE INSENSITIVE 3-like 4 protein. NCBI's taxonomy places the organism in Eukaryota, Viridiplantae, Streptophyta, Magnoliopsida, Dioscoreales, Dioscoreaceae. The record is from RefSeq and is a predicted model, not a curated record. Gene Ontology annotation, molecular function: DNA-binding transcription factor activity; DNA binding. The transcript has a single exon. Bases 492 to 1649 code for a protein of 385 amino acids. Gene Ontology annotation, cellular component: nucleus.
AAACAUAAACAAAUUCCUCGGAUAAAAUCAAAUAAAGAAGAAAUAACAAAUCAUUUACAGAUUGUCUUUUAGCCUAUACAAAAAUCUAGUUGUGUCACCAAAAUUGCAUUAAAAAACAAGAACUAAGAUAUGAUCAAAUCCCCAUCCACACUACCAAAUCCCUUCUUCCUCGCCCAUCCUCCAUAAACUUUUGUCUUUGUUUUAAUUCUUUAAUCUCAUUACACAGUUCCCCAUUGAAAAACUUCAACAUAGCUGAACUCAGCAUCACUGAGAAACUUACAAAUGUCAGCCAUGCAAAAGGCUUUAUCCUUUUCAUUCUCUCCAAAUUCCAUGCUGCCUUUUCCCUCCUUCCAAAUUCCACCACUCUUUAGUCUUACUUAAAACUUCCUCCUAUAUAUAUUUGUAUGUUUGUGUGUUAUGUUUCACAUAAUAUAUUAACCCAAAUCCAACAUCAUAAUUAAGAAAAAAAAAAGAAGCAGUUGAGUGCAACCAUGGUGACUUUCUUAGAUGAUUUUGAUGACCAAGAACAACAAGAAUUACAUGAAGAAGUAGAAGAUGAAGAUGAAGAUGAAGAGAUUAACAUGAUGGAAUUGCAGAAAAGGAUGUGGAAAGACAGAGUGCUGCUAAAGAAACUCAAAGAGAAAGACAAACACAAAGAGCAAGUGAAACAAAGCACGUUAGAAGAGAAAUCACGUAGAAAAAAGAUGUCAAGAGCGCAAGAUGGCAUCUUGAAAUACAUGCUAAAAAUCAUGAACACAUGCAAAGCAAAAGGUUUUGUUUAUGGUAUCAUCCCAGAGAAAGGUCAGCCAAUAAGUGGGUCAUCAGAGAGUCUACGUGCAUGGUGGAAAGACACGGUGAUGUUUGACCGGAACGCACCUCCGGCGAUCAUCCGUAGACCGGCGGAGGAGAUGGAAGGAGGAGUAGUACUACUGGAGAAGAGUACUAUGGUUUCUUUUGUUGAAGAGCUGGAGGAGUUGCAAGAUAGCACACUGGGAUCACUGUUAUCAGCUUUGAUGCAGCAUUGUGUGCCACCUCAGAGGAGGUUUCCAUUGGAGAAAGGGUUGGCGCCGCCGUGGUGGCCGACGGGAGGUGAGAGUUGGUGGGGAGUGCAAGGGAUGGCGGUGGAGCAUGGGCCGCCACCGUACCGGAAACCACAUGAUUUGAAGAAGGCAUGGAAGCAGAGUGUUUUGGUUGGAGUGUUGAAGCACAUGGCACAUGAUAUGGAUAGAGUGAGGAGGUUGGUGUGGCAGUCAAAGAGGUUGCAGAAUAAGAUGAGUGCAAGGGAGAGUGAGACAUGGAGUAAGGUGGUGAAUCAAGAGGAGGUGAUGGAGAGGAUGAAGGUGGUGAAUGAUCAUAAGAGGAAGUUGGAGGAGGUGAUGGAUGAGACAUGGAUGGAGGAGUUGAUGGAGAUGUAUGAGAGGGAUGUGGGAGGGGGAGGGAUGGAGAUGGGGAGAGUGUUUGAGGAGGAGAGAGAGGAGAUGGAGAUUAAGGCAAUGUUGGUUGGUGAUGGUGAUGGUGAUGGUGAUGGUGAUGAUGAGAUGAGGGUUUGGAUAGGAGAGGAGUUUGGGGAAGGGAGUAGUAGUGCCAGUUGUGGUGCUAGUACUAGUACUACUGGUACUAGUGUUGUUUGGGAUUUUGGGUUUGAUUGA